GGUUUAACAAAGUGCAUCACUCAAAGUUUGGUGAAGAUCUCCAAUUUUUGGAGACAAGAAAUAAGGACAUACCCUGAUACUUGGAUCAACCGGCUGGAGGAAAUUGUUGAUGUUAACCAAACCAUAAUCAGCCUGGCCCUGGAUGUGUUAGCAGGGGGCAAAGCUAUUGGUGAGUUGAUAUUGAUAUUAAUCAAUAAUAAUUUACACCAUCCUUUGUACAAAGUGCAGUAAAUAAUAUGUAGGAGAGACAGGUCAUCACCUUCGAGACCGGGCUAGUGAAUACCUGUAUAACACAAUUAAUCUAAGUACUAAGUAUAGUAAGGACACUGCCCCAUGUUUUUUUUGUUGUUUUUUUUUAAAGAUUUCAUUUUCAGCAUUGGCUGAUUUUAAAUGUUAAUGUCACUUGAUUGCAGUUUAUUUUAAAUGGAAUUGUAAGGCAAACAGUGCUACCAUUUCAACAAUCAGCUCUUCAAUGUAUAAAAAAAAAUUCAAAUUAAAUUCUACAGCAUGUUGUAGGAGUUUAAAAAGGAAUUGUUUAAUAUUUUAUUUAUAUGUUUCGAUUCAGGUUAGCUUUCUAAAGUUAAGUUUUUGUGUUUUUUUUAAUAAAGAUGAUUGUCUGUCUUUUGCUGAUGUGGGUGUUGCUUUGACAAAGUUGAUUUCUGACAGCAUUGAACAGGAAGAGGAGAUGACAUCUCUCACCCCUGACUUUCAGUUUCUUUUGUCUUGGUGUUGGAUAAACCUAAAGGUUGGUGACAGACCUAAAAUUUAGUUUAGUUCUUGAAGUUUUAACAAUUUGGGUUGCAUCUUUAAAAAUUGGGGAAAUAUCUGUAUCUGAUUCUAUUUCAGGAGAGCUGUUCAUGUUUAGGAGAAGUUACUGGCAUAGUAGUGUCAAACAGUGAACAACAGAAAUUUCCAUUACAACUGCUGUGCAAUAUUGGUCAGACUUUAGUCAAAGUUUUAACAACCUGUCGACACAGGGUUAGUAAUUAAAUUUCUCUAUGAGACUCUUCUUUGAUGGAUUUCCGGAUGUUUGAUAAUUUAAAAAAAAUUAUCUUAAAAGUUGAAUAAUUUUUGUUUAAGCAUCAUGAGGUUUUAUUUAAAAAAUUGCUUUCCCAUUGUGUUAAAAAAAAAGUUAAAUUUAUGGAAAUGAAACUCUUCAUUUGAAAACAAUAUUUUAACUUAUUUUUACCAUAUACAGGGUGCCAUUGAGGGAUGUAGAAGUGGAUUCUAUCUGUUCUGUUCUUCACUUCUCUCUAACAAUGAGAAGAGGCUCAAUGAUAUUCCCAGAGCUAUUUUAAGAAAGGUAAGCACUACCUAACAAUUACAUAUUUCAUUGUUAUGCAAAACUCAUCAAUCAAAAUGUUAUUUAAACAUAUUAUGUCGAGAAAUCUCCAACCAGACCAAUGAGAAUAUUUACUUUUGAAAUCAACUGACUAAUUUGAUUUUUAUAUAUUUUUUAAAAAUUUACUUUUUUAUUUAUCCAAAACUACAACUUGAAAGUUCAUAGGAGAUUGAAUUCUUUAUCUUCUCUUUUCAGAUUUUGGCAAGUUUGCUGGAGAACUCAAUGUCAUCCUCUGUGACAAGGCGGUCAGCAGGUCUGCCAAUCAUCAUCCAGACAGUUGUGCAAGCAGCUCGUAAAUGUGGAGAUGUGAGUUUAUUGUGUUGUAAACAUUUUCAUUGCUUGGACUUCUUUAUGUCAUAUCACACUAAAGGCAGUCGAGCAAACUAUUCUUGUGGGGGUUAAAUACUGAGUAAAAAACAAUAACCACCUUGUAGUGGUAUAGAAGUGAGAUGUCCAAGGUUACCCUGACAUACCAAAAAAUGAAAAAGAUAUGUGCUAAUUGAAGGCAAAAUUUUGUUUAUAUAGUUUUAUUUGAUCCUUUUUUUUUUUUUUAAUUAUUUUAUUUAACUGACAAGGUUGUAUCUUUUUAUGGUUGAUAUUAAAAGCAAUGUCGUAUUCCUAGCAUAUUGUUGAAAUGCCUAAGUUAUUUUUGUUAAUCUCCCAGACAGGUCUUCUGUUGUCCACAGUAGACUAUCUGUACACCAUUGCCAGCAAACAAUUUCCCAACGAUUGGAGCCAGCAACAUGACUUGAGCCAAAGUCAUGCUUUAAAUAUUCUCAAGGUAACAGUUCAAUUUAUUGACCCAAAUUUACUCCUUAAAUGCCAUUAUGGUUUCUCAUUUCCAGGGGUUAAUGCUAACCCGGGGAAAAUGGGAAUGAAGUUUUCCUCAUCCCAGGAUUUAAUUAAAGAUAUGUUAUAAACUGAAUUAAACUAUAAAAAAAUGAAUUUUAUGGUUGUUUAAUUGCUAUUGUCUGUUAAUGAAUUAAAAACAACGUUAAGGGUAGUUGAGAGGUUGUUCACUUGCUUCUAGUUGCUUCAUUUUCCACAGUUUAUCCCUAGUAAUGGAUAACUAGCUAAUAAUAUGCUUGUUUAGCAGAAGUUGGAUAGAAAGAAACCUCAACACUUUAUGAGGUUUGGUUUUAUUUACAUGUCCCUAAUUCUAGUUUUGAAUCUGUCAUUAAAUAUUUUCAAGUACAUUUGGCUAACAACUAGUAACAAGGCGUUUGUUUCGAAUAAAAAACAAUUAGGAAUGUUUAUAAGUAUAUCUAUUUAUUUAUAUGUCUUACUACGUUGACUUUGAAAAUAAAUUUUUAAAAACACUAUGUAAUAUAAAUUUAGUUUGACACAUGAACAUCUUGGGAUAAUCAAGUUACUAAAGCACAGGUUUCCAGCUCAUGUCAGGUGUCCUCAAAUGUGGGUGCAAAAGGGUUAUUCAUAAAUGAAAAGUCUAAUCAAGGGUUUUGGGAGGAAAAAUGGUUGGGAACCGUUGGACUUAGAGAAGUAUUGAUUUUUAAUUAUCUUUUAAUUGGUUACUUAAAUUUUGAGUUACAUGUUUAAAAAUGACAUAAAAUAUGUUGUGAAUUACAUUAUAAUGGAAAAUUAAGUUUUAAAAUAUUUUCUUUUCCUAGAAUUUACCCUUUAUAAAAAUCCGUCUUUUCCAAUAUAUCGGGGUAAGGUAACUUUGCUUCUAUGAAUGUGGUCGUGACUUAAAAUGCUUGAGAAUCUGUGUAAUUCAGUGCAGUUAGUUAACUAGAUUAUUUGGCCUUAGUUCAUAACGAAAAUUUUUAACAAUCUGUCACUUGCUGAAAGGUAAAAAAAAAAAAACUUUUAUUAAGUGUGGACCAGGAUUUCUUGGGAUGGGAAAAUUUUCCGGGAGGUCUUGUAUUUACUAAAAUGAAUGGGGGAUCCCUGGAGAGAAACCCUAGAUGUCAUUCAUUUAUCAUUUGGAAUUAAUCAGCAUGACAGACAAAAAAAAUGUUUUUAACAGAUAAUAAGUGAACACUAAGCAAAACUAAAUGAUUACUAGAGGGGACUUUUAAACUAAUCAAAUGUUCAGAACUUAUUUAUUAUGAAAUAAACUGUUUUGAUAUUUUGAAAUGAUGCAAAGAACAAAAAAAAUCAACAUUCACUAAAUUUUAAUGUAAAAUUAUUUACAAUUCCUUUCCACUUGAGUUAUCCCACUUGUUAACUUCUUAAGUUUUGAGACACUGAACUGUUAGUGAAUUUACAUAUAAUUGUAAAAAAAAAAAGUAACUCAAAUUUUAAUUUAGCGAUCGAUUGUCAGAUGAUUCUAAUUGAUUCAGGUGAUUUUCUGUGAUGCCAGUUUGGCCCCAGCGUUAAUGCCCUUACUGUCAAAGAUGACGAUUCUUGUUGUGGAAGGAUUUGAGUCACCAUCUUGGGCCAUAAGAAAUGCAGCUACACAACUCAUUAGUAAGCACAUCAAAGUAAAAAAGUCCACAAUAGUUUCCAAACUUUACUUGAAAAUAUAUAACUAUAAAAACUUCACAUCUGAAUUUCUCGACUAUAAAAGCAAUAAAAAUGACCUGUCAAUAGUUACUUUUGUUCUGACCAGAGAUUUUCAGGGGUUAGCAUUUCAAGGAACUGACACAUAUUUUUCAUAAAUUAAUGUCACAAGGCUUAAUCUCUUAAUUUAAAAGUUACAAUACUUACAAUGUAGGGGUGUAUUGAUAAUAUUUUCUCUAAGAAACAACUUGUUCCAAUGCCUAUUUCUCGAUCUGUCAUUGCGUAAUCUUUACUUUUUAAAUUGUAACUUUGCAUGCUAUAUUUCCAAGAGUUUUUGUUCCAGGUACUCUAGUGACCAGAAUCUUUGGUCAGAGAAACCAGCUUGAGAGUGGUAGCUCUAUGACCUUAGAGGAAUUCAGCUCCUUGUAUCCAGAGCUGAUCCAAUUUGUGCUUGACAAGUUACAAUCGCACAGGAAAUCCAACAUAGCGGUCAGACCCUCUCUGUAUAUUAUAUUAACAUUGAUGUCAGGCAUCGGCAUGUCUCCGUCCUAUCAACACACCUCCAGGCAAGUUGGAUUGUUGCUUUUUUAACUUUAAAAAAAAAUUAUAUUCAUCCUGUACCAGUAUGUACAACUUGUUCACUGGCUGAUUUUAAAUAUCAGUGCUGGUUGAUUCCAGUGUAUUUAAAAUGUAAUUCUCAGUCCUGUAUUAAAUCAAACCAUCUUUUAACAGGAACAUUAAUUCAGAUCAGAAAACUAUUGCACACCUUGAGCAGUCUUCUAUAGUGAGCUGCGUAAAGAAAGCAAAAUAUCUCCUAGAAUAUAUUGACCAGCCUAAGCAUCAGCUAGCCUAGAGGAGAACUGGAAACUCCAAGACUUUGAUUUAAAAAUCAGAAGGGGCAGUAAGAGAUCCUUAACAAAGACAUUAAAGCUCACACUCUGGCAAAUAACACAAGCAGACGAAUGACUGCUUCCCCAAAUGCUAUAGUCUUUAAGUCCAGAAUCAGGCUUCAUAGCCACCUCCAGAGAUGGAAAGGAAUUCACAGCUAAUAUUGGUAGCCUAAAGUUAAAGCUAUCAAAUUUGGUAACAUUAUCUUGGGACAAAGAUAUCAUGAAAUUCAGUUCCAAUUUUCAUGUUUUUUAGUUAUUCAAUAGUUCAUUGCAUUUAUCACAUCAUUAAUAACUUUUGUUUCCUUGUCUAGUUUAAGGGAACCUUUGCAACAUGCUGUAGUUUCCUUCCUGUCCAACCCUGUAUAUUCACUGCGCAAGUUGUCAGCCAGAGCUCACACAUCAUUGAUUCCAUCAGACAGGGCAGAUGAAUCAUUCCAACAAAUUUUACGCAAAAUACAACUGCGGGGCUCAACCAAAAAUGAACUUCAUGGAUGGCUGAUCUGUGCUUUAAAUCUUUUAUCUUCUGGUUAUCUCAGGUAUUCAUUAUUAAACUUACUUACUAUUCAAAAAUAAUUGGUUUGUUAAAUCUUAAUGUAUGUUUUUUUAUUGUUUGCGUUUUUUAAAAUUAAAAAACCCAUUUACCAGAGCUUGCUUGAAUUAUACAAAAAUUGUUUGAGCAAAAAGGAAGUAACUUUUUUCCUGAGUCCCUCUGGGGCCGACUGGCUCAUCACACUUAAUAAAAUAUCUUUUCUAGCUCAGAAAUGAAUUUUAUUGUGGCGAAAUUUGUCAUGGACAACUGUUGGUUGCUAGAGAUCUGUCCCUGUCUUCUGGUGCCAUCUACUGUAAUAGAGAUGACAUUACUAGCAGUGAAACAGACACCAAUUGACCUGCGUCUGCUGGCAAAACUAUGGUCUGCUGUCAAGACUUUAUUUUCAGUUGUCAGCAGUUCAAUGGAAAAGUUUCAUGUACGUCUGCUUUAAAGUUACAAUUUUUAUUGACAUUCACUUUACAAGUAGUUCUUUAAAAAAAAAAGUCUUCUUAAUGCUCUAAAAUAUUAAAUUUGACAAUUUUGUACCAUACAGAGUUGAUAUUUUAUUAGUAUUGGAUUGAUUUCAUAAUUUGUAUAUGUCUUUGUUUAAAUGUGGUGUUUAUUCCUUGCUUAAAAACAUCAUUUCCAGGUAGGGAGUGACCAUUGUAUGGAUGUUUGUAUGAAAAUGAUGACUGCCAUCUACCAGAGCUCAGAAGAAGCAAGAACAGUAUACCACUCGCAGCUUUGUCAACUAUACAGUGAAUGUCUUGUCUCACCCCUCAAUGGUUUAAGAUCCACUGUGUUAGACUUGGUCAAGGAAGAAGGGGACAGUUUUAUAAAAGAUGAAGAAAUACAGGUCUGACAUAAGAAAUACAGGUCUGACAUAAGAAAUACAGGUCUGACAUAAGAAAUACAGGUCUGACAUAAGAAAUACAGGUCUGACAUAAGAAAUACAGGUCUGGCAUAAGAAAUACAGGUCUGACAUAAGAAAUACAGGUCUGGCAUAAGAAAUACAGGUCUGAAAUAGGAAAUAAUGGCCUGACUGAUUCUCAAAAAGAACUGUUUUAAAAUCUGAAAUUCUGUUCGAGCAAGUUUUUUCAGAGGAAAAAAUGAAUGAUCUUGGUCUAAAUAUUUUGACACAAGCAUGUUCUCUUUGUUUAAAUACACUAUUUACUAUAUAUAUCUAUGUGAACUUAACUAGAGUUAUAGAUUCAUUGGAACAUCAUGAAAAUAUUUAUUUAGUUUAUACUGAAUUACAAAAACAUAAAAUAUGAUUUUAAACUAUACAACAGGAUUUUAAUUUUUUUUCAUUUUUAGAGCUCUCUGACAAAGUAAAUUAAAUAGAAUGAACUCUCUAGGUAAAGGAAAUAUGUUUUUUUUAAUGUCAUGACUCUGAAGGUUAAUUUGUUGCACUUUUCCUUAGAAAAAUGUGUGGAUGAUAAUUUCCCAUGAUGACAACAGGACAAAUGUUACUAAAGCGGUAGAUGUGAUGUUAUCAGCAACUUUAAAUGGGGACCUGCAUAUUCAUGACAUCACUUUGACAGUAAAAAAACUGUCACAUUGCCAAGGGGACAUAAGUUCUAAUUUUGUUGUGGAAAGCAUAAAAUUCCAUUUUGCUGAUGAUAUGCAAUUCAUUGAGAGGUAUGAACAGACUUAAAAAUUUAGAUAAUUGUUAGCGGAAUAUAAUAUAAUUAAGGAAUAUCUUAUGAAAACUUUAGAUAUGUCAUUAAGUGUGAGUCACAUGACCUAUCUUGUCUACUUUAAACACAUGUAAAACAUAAACUAAUUAUUUGUCAAACUUAUUCAAAUUUAAACAUAUAACUGCUUUUAAAAUGAUACAAUGUGCAUUUCUGAAGCUCUGCCAUCUCAUUAUCAGGAAUGUUUUAAAAAAAAAAAAAUAUUUUUAAUUAAUAUGGUCAUCCUUAGCUGCAAAUUUCAAUAGUAAUUGUCAAUUCUUCAAAGUCUUUCAAUCAAGGUCAUAAAUAAAAAGUGUCAGAAAUUUAGCUUAAAAUGUCUCAAACUUGAUAUUAUAUUCACUGUGUGAACUAACCCAGAAAAACUGACAUUGUAUUUACUGUGUGAAUUACCCCCAGGGCCUGUGAUUUAGAAGAGUGGUGUGCACAUCUUGUCAUCUUCACUAGUCCAUCACACAAUGAAGACCUACGCCAUCUUGCUGCUCAAUGUAUCAGUGUUGCUGGAGGAAACAUUCUUCAAUUCUGUUGCAGACACAAAAAUUUACCUGGGGUUGAGCAAGCCGUGACAUGGUAAGAUUUUCUGUAAAGUCUUAAAUUUGAUUUGGAGUUUCUUGGAAAACAUAAGGAGAAUUAGCAAGUAACAAUUUUUUUUUAACAAUUUUUUUUUCAAAGUUUCCAUAGCAAUUUAAGGGGAGGUUCAGUGAGAAAUCUGCGAAAAAAUAAAUUUUUGAUUGUUUCUGGGUUUUGUUAUAUUUGUUUUCUAAAGCCAUCUUUUUAAAAAUAAUUUUUUACAAAAUUAUUAAAAAAAUGAUGCUAAAAAAUAUUGUAACCCUAUAAAUCAGUAUAAAGUCAUUUUUGAGUAAAUAUACAUUUUUGCAUAUAUUCUUUUAGUGUAUGUAGAAUUGCCCAAAUACCUCCUAUAUGGUAUCAAUAGAAAUCUGGAUUUUUGGGGAUUUAGAUUAACAUAGCUUCCUGCCACUGAAAGUUACCAAAUGCUUCAAUCCACAUUUAUUCAUAUUAAAAAAUGGUGAUUUCCUGACCUACUUAUGGGGUCUCUGAAUUUCUUAUGCAUCAACCUUGAACUGAAUAAAGCAAGCAUUUUGAUUGGUUACAGCUGUGGAAAGUUACCAACAGUCCUAUGUUGGUAAGCUUGGUUUCAAACUCCAGUAACACUGUCACUUCACAACUACAUGCAGACAGAGCAGUGAAAAUCGUUAUUAACUCGGUGGGAAAAGUGCUCAGAAUUUACAUUUUAAUUUUAUUUAAUUCAGUCAUGUUUAGCAACGCAAAAGUUUAUUUAAAUGGUUUUAGUUCCAGUCAAAAUAAAAAAUAAAAUUUGUACUGCUAAUAUUUAUUCAUUUUUUUGUUUUUUCAGUUUUCCGACAUUUGAUUUUUUUUUUAAUCACAAAAAUGCUUAUAAAUAUUUUAAUUCUGAACCAAUGUACACCAUAUUUUCUGCAUAUUUUUAUUCAACAUAAAUAAAGAUGGAAUAAAAAACUUUAUUAUAAGUCUUUUGUUAGAUCCAAUAUUAUAUUUUAUAUAAACAUCACACAAGAAGCCCAAUAAAAUUUUAUAUUUUUUCACCCGCGCGUCUCCUUAAGGACACAAAUCGGCAUGUGAAUUUACCAAGGAGUUUGUGAUAGUGGUUACAGGCUUGAUUUUUUAGCAUGUUAACAAGCUUUGAAGAGAUGUUGACAAGUUGUAACAAAGACUGAAAAGAGUUAGAGAAGAAAGCUAGAGGCCGGAAGGCUUGGAGAGAAAUUUUUGAUGGCCUAUGCACCAGUGGGAGUUGAAAAGCAAAGAAGAAGGACGUGAAUUGGAAGUCUGAAAUUGUUUUAAAACAAGGGAAAACUUCUAGGUGGAAAUAUUUUUGUUCUUCUCGUGUCCUGAAUUUUUUUCUCCUAUCUUCAUGUGGCUCUGUAAUUUUUUUAUUUUCUUCAUGUGAGUUCAUCUUUUUUAGUCUUGUUGACUUUUAGCCUUAUUAAAGCCAGUCUUCAGCUACUAGAGGACACAGAGACUGAGGUUAGGAGGACGGUGUCCAGGUUCGUGACUCAUCUUAGUUGUCAGGCAAGGCUUCAUUACACAACAAGCUACUAUGUAAGUCCAACAGUCAAUUAAAUUUUUUAUUAAAAUUUUCUGCAUGCUACAUAAAAAAAUUGUGUAAUGACUAAUAGAGACCGCCCGAAAGUGAUUUUCUGAUUUCGGCCGAAGCCAAAAAUAGGCAGAAAGUUUAAAAUGAAUUUCGGCCGAAACCGAAAAAAGGCCAAAAGUUAAAAAUGAAUUUCGACCGAAACCGUAAAUGAAAUAUUUAGUUAUUUUGAAAUUCGUUCCCGUAUACAUUCUGCAUACAUCAAAAAUGAUGUGGGGAAAGUAUAAAUAUUUACAUUCUUUUUAUAAAAAAUUAGAUAAUCGUGAAUAUUAAUAAAUAAACAUCUAAUAUAGGGGUCUCAAACUCUAUAUUUCUAUAUAUUUUUGUAUGCAACAGUGAGUAGGUAGAUGGAAGUGAAUCCUUGUUCUUGAGAACCCUUAAUGAUUUAAUUGUUAUUUAUAAAGGUUGAGCAGAUUGUAACAGUAGUAAUCGCUUUUUUGUGGAUUACUUGAUGCGGCCCCCCUCUUAUUCAGACACUACCUCCUGCGCCCGCCCCCCCCCCCCUUUGAUGAUUUGAGUUUGAGACCCUUGAUCUAAUGAAUGCUUUGGAUUUUACCAUUUUAAUAUAAAAGUAAUUUAAAUUGCUUUACAAUUUUUAUUAAAUUAGUAUGGUAGGAGAAAAUUUGGCAAAAAUUGGGGGAGGGGGGGGAAUUAAUGCAAAAUAUUAUUCUUUUAAACCUGGUCUCUAAAAAUUGUGGUUCUAAAAGAUCGCUUAAUUUGUUUUUAAAGAUCAUUUAGUUGGUUUUUAUUGAUCGUUUAGUUUGUUCUUAAAGAUCGUUUAGUUUGUUCUUAAAGAUCGUUUAGAUUGUUCUAAAAUAUCGCUUAGUUUAAUCUUAAAUAUCGCUUAAUUUAUUCUUAAAGAUCGCUUAGUUUGUUGUUAUAGAUCGUUUAGUUUGUUCUUAAAGAUCGCUUAGUUUGUUGUUAAAGAUCGUUUAGUUUGUUGUUAAAGAUCGUUUAGUUUGUUCUUAAAGAUCGUUUAGUUUGUUGUUAAAGCUCGUUUAGUUUGUUCUUAAAGAUCGCUUAGUUUGUUCUUAAAAGUUUGCUUAGUUUAUUUUUAAAGAUCGUCCAGUUUUUGUUAAUGAUCGCUUUAUUUGUUCUUAAAGAUCGCUUAUUUUUUGUUAAAGAUCGCUUAGUUUGCUGUUAAAGAUCGCUUAGUUUUUUCAUAAAGAUCGCUUAGUUUUUUCAUAAAGAUCGCUUAGUUUGUUCUUAAAGAUAAUUGAUUUUGUUCCUUAAGAUCGAUAAGUUAUUCUUAAAGAUCUUUUAGUUUGUUCCUAAAGAAAAUUUAGUUUUCUGUUAAAGAUCACUUAGUUUAUUCUUAUAAAUCAUUGAGUUUACUAUUAAACAUUUGUUUUGUCCUUAAAGAUCAUUUAGUUCGGUCUUAAAAAUCGUUUAGUUUGUUCUUUAAGAUCAUUUAGUUUGUUAUUAAAGAUCACUUAGAUUGUUCUUAAAGAUCACUUAGUUUGUUUUAAAGAUCGUUUAGUUUGUUCUUAAAUGCCGCUUAGUUUGUUCUUAAAUGCCGCUUAGUUUGUUCUUAAAUAUCGUUUAUUUCUAUCUCAAAAUCGCUUAAUUUGUUCUUAAAUGUCGCUUAGUUUGUUGUUAAAUAUCGCUUGUUAAAUGACCGAAAACCUGAGUAACUUUUGGCCAGAUGGCCGAAAGUCUAAGUUAAUUUUGGCAGAAACCGAAGAAAAACCGAAAGUAAACUUUUCUCUUUCGGCCGAAACCGAAAUUAAGCCGAAAGUUAACUUUUCAGUUUCAACCAAAACUUGACCGAAAGUGAUAAAAUGGCCACUUUCGGUGCCGAAACCGAAGCUCGGUCGGUCUCUAAUGACUAAGCCCCCUUAUUACAGUUAUAUGAGAAGUUGUUGGAUGUUAUGAAUUUCUCCUGGUUCUGCUUACACUAAGCUGAAUUCGUUACACAGCUGAGUCUCAGUGUACAUUUAAACAUAUCAGUGGUGGACAUUUAAUUUGCCAAAUCUAGGUAAAAGAAGUUAAAAUUUGAAGAUAAAGUAAAAAUAAACUUUUCCACCAGCAUAUCGCAGAUCCAUAAUGAAAGUGCAAUAACUUUAAAUACAUAUAUAUUUGUUUAAUUUUAAUGAUCAAAUCUAACAGCUGGUUAGCUGAGUUGUGCUGAUAAUGAGCAACUAUAGGAGCUGGUUUCCUAUAGUUUGGUCAUUGUGCUGAUUAUGGCUGUUUCAUAGCAAGAAUCCCCAUACUGGACUUAUUUUUCUUUUCCAUUUUUUUCUUAACUAGUACCUGUAACGAAAAGUAUUUAAACAUGUUCUUCAUUUAAAAAUUAGGCAAACGGGGGGGGGGGGAGAAUAUUUUAAAAGAAGUUUUUAAAGGAAAAUGUAUAUAAUUUUAUAAUAUAAUAUUUUUUUUUUGCCACUCAUUUUGUCUUUAUUUCUAGAUUCUCUCAGAAUUCAUUGUACACAAUCUGUCAUGGUGUGAGGCAACCAUUUACACAUUACUCAACAUGGUGUAUGUGCCAGGAAAACUCUGUCAAGCCAUUUCUUCUGUCCAAAUCUCAAGGUAAUUAAUGGACUUAAAUUGUAUCUUGUUGCAUCUAAAUUUUUAUCUGUCUUUUACAAGAUAAAAAAAGUACCAUGAUCUUGAUUGUAUGUGUCAUAUCUCCAGACUCCAGCAGUUGUUUGAACCAGAGACCAGCAGCCCAUACUCAGAAGUCCAUAUGACACAGUUGUGGGCUUACAAAACCAUAGAGGUGAAACGAAAGUCCUCAUUGUGUUUUUUGUCUGUGAAUAAGGAAAGGAGGGGGGGAGGGGGGGCAGUUAAUUAAUUAAAUUUAAAAUGAAGAGUGGAGUUUAUAAGGAAAUAAGUGAAACAAAUUAUGGGAAAACCUGAAGAAAAAAAAUGCAACAAAACAACAAACGUGUUGGCAAGAAGCCUUCAUCAGGAAAAAAACAACUGUAAAACUUGUUUCACUUAUUUCCCAUACUUGGUUUCAGUUCUGUCCUCCUGUGAAAAAGUAUGCAAAAUAAAUGUAACAUCCAAAUUGUAUUGGAUUGAAGUAUUAACUUGAGUCUUUGUCUCUGACCGCAUGGAGAGUUGAGAGUUACUGGUAAUGUAGUGUUUUUAUUGUGUCACCAGAGUUUAGUCCAAUCAGAGUUUCUUGUAAAGCAGCUUAAUGUCAUGAUGUCUGCCACUUUGAUGGAGCUGGUCUCACAGAUGAAAGUGAUCCAAGAAAAUGUGAUGUGUGAGUUUAUGGAUUUGAUCAAUUCUAUUGAAAUUUAAUCUGCUAAUAGUUGAUGGUUCACACAUAUUUCUGUCAUAGAAAUUAUGAUCCAGGGGGAAAAAAAUUGUUUAAUUAAUUUGAAACAACAGCUGCUCUCCAAGUUAAUAUGGUCAUGCUCAUGACUUAAAUGUCUCCACUUAAAUGUGGUCAUACUCAUGAUGAAAAUGUCUCCACUUAAAUGUGGUCAUACUCAUGACUAAGAUUAUAGUAUUUAGUUUUAGCUUUUGGCAGCUAAUCCAAAUUAACUAAUUUCUAUUUCAUCAAUGUAAAUUUUUUUACUUUAAAUGCUAAAAAUUAAGAUUGUGAGCUGAUUAGGGAAAUUUUGAUAGGUAAAGUCCCAUAAAAUACCAUUGCCUGUAGCUUAGAGGAUAUCAUAACAAAACUAGCAUUGAGAAAUUAUUUAUUUUGAAUAAGUUGAAUGGGGUACUACUUCUAGCUAUUCGACAAUACAUUUUUUAAUAAUUUUUAAAAAUAUUGAACAAUCCAUCUAUCCAUCUAGAUGUACUUUUAUUUUUAUCCUACUCUGGCAAACUGUCAUAUAUAUAUCAAAAAACUCUUAUCCUUAGAAUUUAUAUCAUAUAAUACAGAAUAAUUGGUGAUGAUUUUUUUUUUUUUUUUUUAUUCAUCUGUUUGUUUCUAGAUUAAUUUUAAAAACCUCCAUUUGCCAACAGCCCAGCCUAUUUUUAACAUGACCUGUGACGGCAAAGUGAUGUCAGCAAUUCUUGGGAUUCAUCUGAUCAGCCAACUGUAUAAGAGUUGUAGGAUUCAUUCCAGCCCAAUCAGCUCUGAUGGAGAAACUUUGCAGGAACUUGUUAUAAAACUUCAGCAGGUAAUUAGAACUACUUUCAACUAAACAGACAAAAUGAACAGAAGUAGAAGUAUUUAGGUUUGGCCCUGUAUCUCCUAGCUCCUCUUAUUCAUUUGGUUAGAAUGUGUGUGCUUUUAUUUAGAUUUUCAAUAUCAAAUAAAAUUAUUAUUGUUGCAAAGUCUACAUAUUUUCUCCUUUGUACUUGAAGGUUUAGUCCAACAACAUUUCAGUUUAAGGAGAUAUCCAAGUAUAUUUUUGUUUCCUUGUUAAUCCUUUAAUUGCAGAGUCCUUCCCUUCAUCCAUUCCUGCGCAGAAACCAGUUUGAUUGCGCUCAAGUCAGACCAUCUAUCUUAGAUCAAUUUCAACAUUUUUAGGUGAAUGAGAAGCUUAUUUAAAAGCUUUUGACCUCCAUAAGUUUCAGUCAUUAAAUGAAAAUAUUCCAAAGCUGC
Molecule: messenger RNA, 13574 nt
Organism: Lymnaea stagnalis (great pond snail)
Lineage: Eukaryota; Metazoa; Mollusca; Gastropoda; Lymnaeidae
Source: the annotation of a GenBank genome assembly